Aspergillus tanneri is the source of this 3363-nucleotide messenger RNA. Its product is annotated as putative ARF GTPase activator (Csx2). The coding region runs from base 1 to 3363 and encodes 1120 amino acids. Lineage: Eukaryota; Fungi; Ascomycota; Eurotiomycetes; Eurotiales; Aspergillaceae. The transcript has 5 exons. Gene Ontology annotation, cellular component: trans-Golgi network; endosome; cytoplasm. Gene Ontology annotation, biological process: intra-Golgi vesicle-mediated transport. The record is from RefSeq and is a predicted model, not a curated record. Gene Ontology annotation, molecular function: protein binding; GTPase activator activity.
AUGGGAAACGUCGGAAGCCGUCUGGAUGAGCCCGGGGCGUUGUAUUUCAAGGACCAGACCAGGUUUACGGUCGCGUCGGUGACGAUAACCAAUUCGAAGCACCGAGUUCUGUUGAGUCUAAUUCCCAAUUCAUACCCAGCCUCUCGAUACGCUGCCAAACGUGAUACUGGUGAUGACAGUCCGAUCGAAUACAUACAGGACCCCGACAUUUCCUCGUCCGCUUCGUCACCUACGUUUCUUUUACGCCUAUCGAACGAGGACGAAUUGAACUUCAGAUUUACCUUCAUACUAAGGCAAACUCAAACUGGCAAUGUCCCAAGUUCCACGGUUAAUGGCGUUUCAACUUCUUUGCCAGAAGUGGCCGAUACUGUGCUAACUGGGCUUACAUUUGCACAUGCGCCAAAUUCGAAGGAGUUGGACAACUUGAUUACUCGGGAAUUUCACGCCAACCCGAACUUACAGAAUAAUUCCAACGUGCAGUUUGUCGGGGAUUACUCGACCGGGGGCAACCCUUCCGUCCAAUUCGAUUGGUCCUGGAAAUGGAAACCCCCUAAAGCCGUGGAGGACAAAGGGGGUGGAUGGAGAAAUAGUUGCAGUUUUCUAGAUUAUGAUCAAAGAGCUAACCGGUUAAAUACCCUCGCUCAUUUCUCAUUCUGGGUCCAGAACUCGAUGCGUGCGCUACCGAGUCCGCAGAUUCCGUCACCCAACUUUGAACUUAUUGUUCCGCCCCGCAACCGUCUACCUUCCUCCCACUCUGUUCUCACUCAUUCCAGCGACGUGGAUGUGGUAGCCAAUCCUCAUAUCCCCCCAAGUACGCCCCCGGAGAUCAAUGAUGUUGUGCCCCCUCCACCUCAGGCUUCCGCGCCUCCACCUCCCGUUAAAGUCGAUCUUCCCCAUUCGCGCCCCGGUGAAGACAUGAGCGUGGUCGAAGAUGGCCCGUUGUUUCGGGCUACAAUGAAAGCAUUAGAACAGAAAACGGGGAAUAUGCGCGCAAAAAUUAAGAAAGUGCUCAAAAAGGCAGAGGCAGCUCACCAGGCCCAAACUACGUGCAAUGAAGCUGUGGAGGCCUUUAUCUCUGCCUUGAAUGAUGCGUCGACCUCCAACGCCAAUGCGAUUCAGCCUGCGCUUGACCACUAUUUUGAAAAGAUCGCGCGGCAGAUCCUUAAUUAUGAGCGUCUGAACACCAUCCAGCUUCAAAGGCUGGUCAUAGAACCAUUGGUGAAACUUUACAAUAAUGACAUUAAACAGGCUGAAGCGAAAAAGAAGGAGUUCGAAGAAGAAAGUAGGGAUUAUUAUGCCUAUGUUAGCCGUUAUCUUGGACAACGGCAGGAUUCUUUGAAGGAGAAAAAGCGAGCCGAAAGUGAUUCCAAGUACCAGGCGAAAAGACGGAACUUCGAGCUCAAGCGUUUCGAUUACUCCUCGUUCAUGCAGGAUCUCCAUGGUGGCCGUAAAGAGCAGGAGGUUCUCUCGCAUCUCACUAAGUUCGCCGACACGCAGGCAAAGAGCUUCCUUGCAGCUGCCAAAAAGAUUGAUGACAUGACCCCGCAAUUAGAUGCGCUAAUCCACGAAGUCAACCAGGCGGACAAAGAGUUCCAAUUUCAGAGAACAGAGAGGGAGGAGAAGCGGCGAGCCCUGGAAAAGAGCAGCAACACAUAUCUCGAGCCUGAUUCUUUAGCCUCGUCAAGCGCGCUACCAACUUUACCGAGCAAUGGGAAUGGGAAUCAGAAGUCAGAUAGCGAGCUGGGACGCGCAGAUAGCACAGGAUCUCAGCUGCGGAGUGUGAUCAGCAAUACGCCCUCACUCUCAGCACAGGCCAAUCCAGCUGGUAUAAAUUCUGCGGUUGGGGCUCCAACCGCUCCAUCCACCGGUACAAACGGUCAGCAAAGAAAGGAAGGCCUCCUCUGGGCAUUAUCCCGACCAGGGUCCCACAUCGACCCCAAAGGCAUAAACAAACAAGCAUGGCACAAAUUCUGGAUCGUACUGGACCAGGGGAAGCUCUCUGAAUACAGCAAUUGGAAACAGAAGCUGGAUUUACAUAUGGAUCCCAUUGAUCUCCGGAUGGCUUCCGUGCGCGAGGCUCGGAAUGCGGAGCGACGGUUCUGUUUUGAAGUUAUUACACCCCAGUACAAACGCAUUUACCAAGCAACUUCCGAGGAUGAUAUGAGCAACUGGAUCAGGGCGAUUAACAAUGCCUUGCAGAGCGCUGUUGAAGGUCGGGGCAUGUCUUCACAUCCCCUUUCGUCUGACAAGGAUGGUUCAUUGGUUGGUCGUGACAUCGGCUCCGUCUUAACUGGCAAAAGCUCCUCGUAUCUGGGACAGCAUUCCAACUCAACUGGUUCUAAUAACAACGUGACUCGCCGCACCACUGUUGGUGCUCGGCCGAGCUACGUACGUGAUGGUCACAGUUUCGAAGAAAACCCGUCCAGGCUGCUCCAGACAGUUCGUGAGGCCGACCAGGGCAAUAACUGGUGUGCAGAUUGUGGAUCUGCGUCCAAGGUUGAAUGGGUGUCUAUCAACCUAGGAAUUGUUUUAUGCAUCGAAUGUAGUGGCAUCCACAGGUCCCUUGGAACGCAUAUUUCUAAAAUUCGGUCCCUUACACUGGACGUGAAUUCUUUUUCCAAUGACAUUGUGGAGAUCCUUCUGCAGAUUGGUAACCGUGUCAGUAACAUGGUCUGGGAGGCAACUCUUGAUCAGUCUCAGAAGCCGAUAGCAGCAUCAACCCGAGAACAGCGGCUAAAAUUUAUCACUGCCAAGUAUAGCGAACGAGCUUAUAUCCAACAACUACCUUCCCCACUAUCACACUUCGCGACACCGGAUGAAACGCUGCUUGCUUCGAUCAAGAGAAAUGAUAUCCAGGGUGUCCUUUACGGGAUCGCUCUGCGUGCCAAUGUGAAUAUCACGGAUCGCUCCCGGAAUACCCAUGCGGUUUUCCUUGCUCUGGCUGCUGCGGAUCCUGCAUCCCCUGGAGCAACCUCAUCAAGUCUUCCGCCUAGGCCCAGUACUGCCGCCGCCGUGAAGGUUAUUCCUUUCCCAAUUGCCGAACUUCUCGUCCAAAAUGGAGCCGAGAUACCAUCUCAACCUCCUCCAAUCCCUCUUUCCUCUGCAGCUCAAUUGUACCUGAAUCAGCGGACUGCACGAGUGUCUGCAUUUGGCAUUCCGCCGGCCACACCGGCCGCUGGAAAACUCACUGGCGAUACCCUGGGGACCCUGCCGAGUCUUCGGGGAGGGGUGGGUGAUAGUUCAAUGCCACCAUCGCAAGGACCGAGUUCAUUGGACAGCAAAGAGCGUGAGAAGUUGCAUAAAAGGGGCAGCGCGGGCGCCAGGUUUGCUGGCAAGGUCGCCUCUUUGGGUAUCGAUCGAUAA